Messenger RNA from Lingula anatina, 974 nucleotides. Its product is annotated as PRELI domain-containing protein 1, mitochondrial-like. Gene Ontology annotation, cellular component: mitochondrial intermembrane space. Lineage: Eukaryota; Metazoa; Brachiopoda; Lingulata; Lingulida; Lingulidae. The record is from RefSeq and is a predicted model, not a curated record.
AUGCAGCCCUACUAAGUUGUCGGUAAUAAAGCAGAACAGUUAAAGCAGCUGGGAGAACAAGGCGGCUUGCUGAUGCAGAUAGCCGAUGCUGAAAAAGGACCAUCUUUUCUUAGUCAAACAUGGAUUGAGAAAACAGUUAUACAUCGACAAUGAAAUACACGUCUUUGACAGCGACAUUUCCUUAUGCCUGGGAAGAUUUCAUCAAGGCCUUCUGGAAGAUGUUUCCAAACCCCUACAACCCUCAGGUUGUUGUGGAAGAUGUCCUGGAGCGUAACAUCCAAGAUGGCAAGCUUUACACGAAAAGAAUCCUCGUGAAAUCGUUCGCAAACUUCCCCAAAUGGGUGGAAACGCUGUUGCGGGGAGCUACCAGGACGUGCGUUAUAGAAGAAUCCAUCGUAGACGUGGAGAACAGAACGUUUGUGACGUAUGUUAGGAAUAUAACGCAGACGGCAGUGGUAGUGGAAGAAAGAUGCACAUACAAAUCCAGCACAACUUCCAACAGUGAGACGGAAUGUGACCGUCAAGCCUGGGCUACGUCAGGGCUGUGGGGUGUAGCGGCUGCGUUAGAAACCGUGGCGAUGCGAGAGUUCGUGAAAGAUACGGAGCUAACAAACAAAGGGCUGCUACUUACACUCCAAACUCUACACGGCCGUACUUGAAGUCUAAUAAUUGAAGUAAUUUAGUUGAAGGCAUUGGGGCAAAUCAUUACAUGAAAUGGAAUUUAAUCUGCGCUACCGCAUUUUGAAGUCCUGAGGACACGAAAUUCGUUUGUCUUUGUCUCAAGUUUUUACAUAACUCUUUGGGAAAGGCCAGAUAAGGCCUGGAUCUGUUAUUUUCCCUGUAAAAGGAGGGGGAGCAAUCUUUUUGUACCAAGCUGUCUCUGAUAUGUGAUUACAUACUACUGAUUAAUCAGGUUUAUUCCCGAGUACAUCAAAGUAUCCCAAGUGUGGUAAAAAUACUGGAAUCCAUAUGCU